Gigantopelta aegis is the source of this 618-nucleotide messenger RNA. RefSeq names its product WW domain-binding protein 11-like. The transcript has a single exon. Lineage: Eukaryota; Metazoa; Mollusca; Gastropoda; Neomphalida; Peltospiridae. The coding region runs from base 1 to 618 and encodes 205 amino acids. The record is from RefSeq and is a predicted model, not a curated record.
AUGCCCCCAAGAUUCCCCGUCCUCUCCCCCGAGGUAAGAAUCCUGGAGGGGGAGAGCCCUCCUUUAAGUCUAUCAGCCUGUGAAAACAGAAAGGGGGGAUAUCGGGCAGGGAAUCCUCCAAUUGGAGUGACGACCCCGCCGCCGCCGGUGGAGACACACUUACCUCCCCCAGGUCCCCUUCCCAAGGCGACACACCCAUCUCGACGGACUCCUCAUGAGAUGGCGGGCCCACCUCGGCUGGCUCCUCAUGAGGUCAUGGGCCCACCUCGGCUGGCUCCUCUUGGGGUGGUAGCCCCACCUCGGCUGGCUCCUCUUGAGGUGAUGGGCCCACCUCGGCUGGCUCCUCUUAAGGGCCCACCUCGGCUGGCUCCUCUUGAGGUGAUGGGCCCACCUCGGCUGGCUCCUCUUGAGGUGGUGGGCCCACCUCGGCUGGCUCCUCUUGAGGUGAUGGGUCCACCUCGGCUGGCUCGUCUUGAGGUGGUGGCUCCACCUCUGCUGGUGCUUCUGGAGGUGGUAGGUCCACCUCGGCUGGUGCUUCUUCGUCAGGCAGGGGGGGGGGGGAGCGUCACUCCCCCACCUACCCACAACUGUUUGAUCCUCGUGAUUCAUUUUCUAUGA